This is a messenger RNA of Coccomyxa subellipsoidea C-169, 1618 nucleotides long. RefSeq names its product ARM repeat-containing protein. The coding region runs from base 1 to 1326 and encodes 441 amino acids. Gene Ontology annotation, cellular component: cytosol. Lineage: Eukaryota; Viridiplantae; Chlorophyta; Trebouxiophyceae; Coccomyxaceae. Gene Ontology annotation, biological process: proteasome assembly. The record is from RefSeq and is a predicted model, not a curated record. The transcript is spliced from 8 exons.
AUGUCCCUUCAGACAGAGGAGGGUGCCUUGAGCGGACAGCUCGGCGGCAGUGUUCAGCCGCGGCAGAUAGCAGGGACGCUGAUAUCUGCACUUACAGAUCCAGACACUGGGGUUGCAGCUGAAGCCUCCUCCACCUUAACGCGCUCUGCGGCACAACCCGAUGGGUACGAGCUGCUGGUGGGUGAAGGUGGCCGGCAGGAGCUGCAGCGGGUGCUGGGCUCUUCAGAUCCCUCCAUCCGCAUGCGAGGCCUCUCCUUGCUGGCCUCGCUUGCGUCGGUGGCACAGGACAACAUUCGCGCACUGCAUGACUCAGGCCUGCUUCAACCGCUGCAGGCAGAACUGUCCAACACCACGGACAUACUGACCUGCAGCGCCGCUCUGGCGCUAGUGGGGGAACUGAGCGAAGCCAGCAGCAGCGCCUCUUCUGCUCUCAUGGCCCUUCUGGAGCCACAGCUCAGCGCCCUGCAGCACAACUCCGACCCCUUCCUGCGCAGCCAGGCCCUCAAGGCAAUCCAUUGUUUACCCUCUCUUGUCUCGGCAACGCUCUUGGCCUCGUCCGCGCAGCAGCCGACGGGCGCUGUCGCCAACGGCCAUGCCGGCGCCGAUGCAGGGCCGCCGCCGCUGCUGCAGUCUCUGGCAGAGCUGCUGGACCCUGACUCGCUCGCAGAGCCGAGCGCUGAUCUGGUUGAGGCGGCUCUCGAUGCCGUCAGCCGGCUGGGCGCAAGCCCCAGCGGUGCAGAGCUGUUCUUCGCUGACGCCCAUGGGCUGCCGGCCCAUGUCGCCACCCUGGCCCUUGGCAGAGCAGGCGGCACACAGAUCCGCACUGCAGCGCUGCAUGCGCUAGGGAUUGUGGCCGGGGCGCACCGCGCAGAUCAUGCCAUGUCAGCGCCGGCAGAGGACACCUUCCGCCAGGUCACCUUCACUGCAGCCGCGGGGCCCUCCGGCUUCCAGGCACCUGCCGAGCUGCUGCUGGGCUUCCUGCGGCAGCCCUUUGCAGACCUGCGCACCGGAGCAUACAGGCUCCUGAGGGCGCUCGCACAGAGGACAUGGGGCGCCGCAGAGGUCUGUCGCAAUGCACAACUGAUGGAGCGGCUGGGGGAUCCGCGGAGCGAGACUACUGCGCAAGAGUGGCGCUUUGCUAUCGUGCAGGCCCUGGCGAAGACUGUGCGUGAAGCAACAGGGGCGGAGCUGGCAAAUGGGGCGUCGCAGCAGAGGGACGCUCUGCGGGCGGCUGCUCCGCAGGUGGACAGAGCUGUUCAGCAGGGCCUGUAUGGCCGUGGCGCAGCAACGCACAGGCCUCCAGAUGUCGCGAUGAUGAGCACUUGAAUGAUGCAAUGGGGUUUUUGGCAGGUUUCAAGGAAAAAGGAUUCCACAACAAACGUUUGGAUCUAGGGUGGACAUGAGUGCAUGUUUGAACAGACCGUGUGACCAGCUGCCAAUAUUCUGUACAGACAUGUUGAUGCGCAGUUGUGAUCAAGAUGAUGUGGGCCCGGGGCCAGGAUGCAUUGCUGGCGUGCCUGUGCUGCCUCUGAAUUUCUCGACACCUUUGACUAGUCACUGGCAGCUAUUUUGUAGCACCCGCACCCGUUGGCCAUGGCUGCGGUAAACAACUAGUACU